CUGAAACUUGCUUUUCAGACGCCUUAUAAUUUUCCUUUAAUUUAUAGUCGUCAAGGAAACAAACAUCAAUGAACCUGCGAAUCUGUCAAGUGCCUUUAAGAAAAUACGAGGUUGAGGCAGAAACGGGACGAUAUGCCAAUAUUAAAGUGAAAGAUAUGAGCAGCUCAACUUCACUGGAACCCUCGCAAAUAAUUAGAGAAGCAAUUGUAGACUGCCAACCAGACCGCCGCGUGUACCUGCCGUCGAAACGAGCACAAAAAAUAAAAAUUAGGCGUAAUCGAAAAGCAAUGGAUACUGCCAGUGAUCCGCGUAAUUUACAAGAAAUACAUAUACCAGAGCAAUUAAAAUACUUGAAAGGUGAGCUUUUAAUUUUGAGUGACUGGUAUCAUAACGGUGAAAAAUAUAUCAUCAUGGGCACGUCGAAUUCACUGAAAGAAUUAGGGAGAUCACAGUGUUGGGUGAUGGAUGGUACGUUUUACGUAGCACAAAACAUUAAUUUAAAUCCACAAAGAGUAAUUACGGAUUUUGAGCAAACCAUCUCGUCUGUGGCAAAAGAGUUUUUUCCCGAUGCCCAGUAUAAAGGAUGUUUAAUCCAUUUCGGCCAGAUCUUUUGGAGACGAGCUCAAAAAGAAAGACUUGCUCGAAAAUACGGCAAUGAUGAAGGUUUCAGCAUGGCAAUACGUAUGCUGAAAAGCUUAUCAUUGGCUCCUCCCGAAAGUGUGUUAGAUUAUUAUAACGCACUGAAUGCCAGCUCGACAGAUAACGAUUUUAAGAAAGUUUGUGUUUGGUAA
Rhagoletis zephyria (snowberry fruit fly) is the source of this 791-nucleotide messenger RNA. RefSeq lists its product as uncharacterized. NCBI's taxonomy places the organism in Eukaryota, Metazoa, Arthropoda, Insecta, Diptera, Tephritidae. The record is from RefSeq and is a predicted model, not a curated record.